CUAGCCAAACUGGCCCAUUCAUGGCCCAUACGAAGUAGUAGUUAACCUGUUUCCCGGGAAAAAGCCAAGUUAGGUAUUUCGCGUGGCUUACCAUUCGCCGAAGAACAUCCACAUCACCACCGGAAGGAAAAUCCAAAUCCAAAUCCAAAUUAUCUGCAAAUUGUGGAUCCCAAACCCGUCAAUCCCCCGCCUCUAAUUCUCCGCAACCCACAAACCACAAAAACCUCCGCCUCUUCUUCUUGGCAAGAAUCAUCCAUGGCAGCAGCAGCAACACCACCACCGCCGGGUCAUUCCUCCAAUUCAAAUCACUGCCCACCACCACCACCGUAAACCAUGCCGCCGCCGUCGCGUCCCCCGACUCCUCUUCCUCCUGCACCGCCGCAUCCUCAAUCGACCCACCUGCUCUUAACCACCUCCCACCACAGACCCAACAUCAACAUCCCCGAUUUCUUCCUCACAGCUCUCUCCAUCCUCUUCCUCUUCUCUUCUUCUUCUCCCCCUUCUUCUUCUUCUUCCUCUGCCAGUCUCAAACCCCAGUUCCCGAAAAUCCCCUCCAGCCGCAGCCGUCGAUUCUUUCAACUCCCAUCCAUGUCGGUCUCUAAUUCAAGUAACCGGCGCCGAUUCGCCACCCCCAAUUGCCUCUCCGAUUGGCUCAAGCCCCGAUUGGCCUCCGAUUCGUUCGCCUCCUGGGGGGUCAAGCCGGGGACGAAAAACGUCCACAACCUCUGGCUCGAGAUCUCCCAGGGAGAGACCUCUCUCGCCGAUUCCACCCCUCCGAUUCGCACGGUCAACGUUGUUACAGUUCGGGUCAUCGGGAAGAACAGCCGGGUCCUCGUGGAGUCGCAUCAGGAGCUUUCCGACGGGACCGUGAGGAGCCGGCACCGGCCCUUGUCGGAGAAGAUGAAGCCUGACGAGAGCCCUGAGUCGGCCGUCCUGCGGGCGGUAAGGGAGGAGCUGGGAUCGGUUGCCGGUGGGGAAGUGAGGAUUGUGCCGGGUUCGUACAGGGAGAAGGUGGAGGAGAGGUAUUCGGCUUCCUACCCUGGUUUGCCGGCGAGGUAUGUGUUGUAUUCGGUGGACGCGAUUGUGGACGGGUUGCCGGACGAAGAUUUUUGCACGGAGGAAGCGGAGGAGUAUGUGGAAUCGGAGGAGAAGAAGGUUGCCGAUCAAGCUGUGACCGUUAGAAAGCAUUUCUGGACAUGGGUUAGUCCUGAUACCGUUGAGUUGUGAAUCACUUGUUUCGGUUGGGGCAUUUGUUGUUGGCACACGAGUGAAGAGAUAUGGUAAUCUUCCAUCGUCCUGUCCCGCCAUGUUUACUAUUGUUGACAGAGCAUUUUCUUAGAUGCGUGAUUGCAGCAGCCAUCAACAUACAUACAAACAUACAGUUCUGUUUGAUCGAGAGGUGUAUAAAGUUUGGGUUUUUGAUAUAAAACAGCAAAAAAAAUUAUAGUCUUUGUGUUCUUGAGUGCAUUACUCCUGCUGCCUUUGUUAAAUCAAGUUGCUCUCUUGUUUUUUGAGUUCUGUUGGCUGUCGAGAUAUGAUUCUGUUGCUCCUGUGUUCCGAUUGUUUCUUAAGAUGUUUGGUAGAAAUGUCGCUGCAGAUUCAUUGCAUCAUGAAUAGUGGGUUGAGUUGAGACUGCCAAAAAUUGUAAUGGAUCCGAGACAAAAUGCUUGUUUAGUUCUAACCUGUGUCAAUUAAUGCUGUUGGCUUGCUACCAUACAUGGUGUUUCUGCAUUAAGGAUAUGCUUGAGUGGCUGCUUCCUUUUUGAAACCAAGUCUCUCUUGUUUGAUUACUGUGUGGCUUAUUGUGUCUUAAGAUGCUCGGUGAACAGGGACAUUGUCACUGGCACUGCUGAUUGAUUGCAGAAUGAAUAGUGGGUUGAGUUGUGUGCCAAUAAUUGGAAUAGACUAGAAGAGACAAAAUAUGAUUCUGUGACGAGUUAAGAUCCAUGUCGGUUGAUGAUGCUGGUUAGCUGCUAGCAUAGUAUGCAUGAUUCCUGCUGGACUAAGGAUAUGGAUAAAGUUUGCUCAUUUUCCUUACUGGAUGAAAGUUACAGCUCCUUAUUACCUCUGGGUCGUAGGUUUAGGGACUGCCUGUUGUAUAGCAUGGCAGCAUUUGGGAAUCGUAAGGCUUCUUAAUCGUAGUUUUAUAUACACUUGAGUAUAGGGUUUGGAAACUGGAAGAACUCUAUGGGAAGGAAUUGCAGCAUGAAUGAAGCUUAGCAUGAAUG
Molecule: messenger RNA, 2228 nt
Organism: Linum trigynum
Lineage: Eukaryota; Viridiplantae; Streptophyta; Magnoliopsida; Malpighiales; Linaceae
Source: the annotation of a GenBank genome assembly